AUGAAAUAUUUCAUCAUUUGCUUUGCUCUAUUUUCAAGUUAUUGUUAUUGUGAACGAUUAUUAGGUGGUUGGAGUACAUCUGAAAAUGAAUCUCUUAAUCGUGAAUGGUUAGAUAAAGCUCUUUACAAAAUUCAUGAUGGAGAAGUUACUGAUGAUAUCAAGUCACAAGUUUCUGAUUUAGUUUGUAAACAACAAGUAGUCAAUGGUCUGAAUAUUAAAUGUACUUUUGCUCUCAAUGGUAAAACAUGGUUAUGUUCGUAUUAUAAAUCAUUUAUCGGAACUCAAGAUACUCAACUUGACGAAUGUAAUGUAAAAGAUGAAGAAGCAUCAGAGGAAAAGAAAGAUUCAAAGGAAACGGGAGAAAAUAAUGAGGAACAAGAAUUUGAAGAACUACGGGUAUCAAAUGACGAUGAAAACGAGGAAAAAAUAAUAACCAUGAAUCAAAAUGAAGAUGAACAGGAUCUAACAACAUUAAAUGAAAAUGACGACGAAGAAAAACCAACUGAAAUCAAUCAAAGUGAAAACAAAGAAAAACCAGCAACACUAUAUGAAGAAGAUGACGAGGAAAAAAUAGAACUUAUGAAUGAAAAUGUGGAAAAGUCAGCAGCAUUAGGUGAAGAUGACGACAUGGAACGACCACCAACAGAAAAUGCAGAUGAAGAGGAUGAUGAAGCUAAAAUUGAUGCAAUCUAUAAUAAAAUCUCCGAAAAAUAUUCAAAUAGCGAAACAGAAGAUGAUGAAUAA
Molecule: messenger RNA, 744 nt
Organism: Rotaria socialis
Lineage: Eukaryota; Metazoa; Rotifera; Eurotatoria; Philodinida; Philodinidae
Source: the annotation of a GenBank genome assembly